Molecule: messenger RNA, 201 nt
Organism: Racocetra fulgida
Lineage: Eukaryota; Fungi; Glomeromycota; Glomeromycetes; Diversisporales; Gigasporaceae
Source: the annotation of a GenBank genome assembly
ACUGUUACGGUUGGGAAACGAGAAGAUGAUGGAGAAGAAAGGGAAGAAGUGGGAGUUGGAACCAUAGCAUUUUUGACCAAUUUAACACCAAAACAAUCAAAAAGAACAAGACUAGAAGAUUGGUUUAAAGUCAAGCUAGAAAUGCGAUUAUUGGAACAUUUUACCUCCAUUAGAUUUGACGUGCUAUUAAGAUCCAAACUA